AGCGUUACCGACCUAACUUUCAAAACGUCAUUGCAGGACUCUGAUUCAAGAGUCUUUAUUGUAGACUAAACUUGAACGUUCUUUGUGUAAGUGCAAUCGUAUUUGCACUUGCAACAGAGUGAGUGGAAAGAAAUUUAUUGAUGAAACAUUUGACACUGUCACUUUCGACAUGAAAGCAGUGAUACAACGUGUAUCGAAAGCUUCGGUUUUAGGUUAUUCUGAAUUACUGAAGUAACAGUUAUUGUUGGUGUAAUUAUAUUUAAUAUUCAACAAUGGCUACCACAGAAGAGAAAGUUGUGCAAAAGCAGAAUAACAGAUCAGAAGAACAAGAUAAGAAAAUUACAGAUUCUUCUACAGAAAAUACAAGCAAAAUAAAUAAACCAUCAGCAGAAAUAUCUAGUAAAGAUGAUUCACUUAGUAAUCAACAACAGUCACGCCAAAACCAGACGGAUCCUGUAGACACAGAAACAGUAGAGCAAUUAAAGAAUCAGCUGGGUAUAUUGAUGAACUCAUUAGCUACUCUAUCGGCGGAAAAAUCGAAAAUGGAAGCGUAUUUCCAAGUCGACAAGAAGCAACUUAGAAAUGAACGGGAUGAAUGUGAAAAAGUAAUUAAAGACCUAAAAGAAAGAUUGAAAAAGGCCCAAGGUGUUAAUCAUUCUGAUAUUGAACAUGUGAAGUGUAAAUUGAUCAUGGAACGACAUGAGAGAGAAAAAGAACAAGCCGAUAAUCUUAAAAUGAUAAAAGAACUACAAAAGCUCCUAUACGACGAGCGACGUAAUAAGGAACAGUUGGAGGCGCAACUGAAGACGCAUCUCGCAAAUAAGACGCAAUGCAAAAUUCUUGAGGCUGAACUCGAGAUCACCAAAACCAAGCUCAAGCAGGCCGAAGAAGCGGCGAAGGAAACGCCGCCGCUUCUUCUUUCAUUGCAGGCCGAAAUGGUCAUGAUGAAGAAGCAACACUUGAAUGCGAUUCGCGAAGAGCAAAAGAGAGCCGCUUCUGCGGAACAAGAAGCGAGAGGACUAGCAAUGAUACACGAAGCGAGGGUGGCCGGCUUAGAAGCUCGAUUGGCUGAGCUGUCUGAGAUUGUCGGGGGCUACGAUAGACUGAGACAACAGGACCAAUUAGCUAUUCAGAAAUUGAAAGACCGAUUAGCCGCUUUACAAAACACUGAACAUGGCGAAACUAUAGUGUCGAGUAAUCGACCGGACGAAAUUAUCUCCAAGAUAAAGACUCUAUAUACUCAGCUAUUGGAUCUGGACAACAAAAAGAAAGACUCAGCUUAUGUGAAAACGUUAUUAAAUAGUUUGGAUCUGCAAGAUGAACAUUCCGAUUACAAAGAGAAAUACGACGUGCUUCUGCAAGAAUUUGAGGACUACAAGCAUCAAACGAUAUACAAAUAUAACGUAUCGUCUAAUACGCUUCGCGGUAUUCAACAACAAAAUCAAGGAUUAUCUUUAACGCAUGAUAAGGAUCACGAUAAAACUCAAUUGCAUCUCCUCAAAGUCCAUAACAGCAAUUUAGAGGAAAGGAUACGUAUGAUUAGUAAGGAAAUAUUGAAUAAAGAGAGAGACUGGCAAAUGCAACUAGAUCAUCAACAAAAAUUAUUUCAAGAAGAACGCUCAAAGCUAGAGCAUACGUUACAUCAAAAAGACAAUGAAUUUCGCAACAAGAUAUCUUUACUGGAACAACAGUUGUUACGGCAAAGAGAAAGAUCCAUGGCUCUCGUGGAAGAAAAGGAUAAGGAGAUAUUGACACUGAAAACGUCAUUCCGUACGUUAUUACCUAAUAAAGAAGCUGUUGCUGCGACAGAAAAUAAAGCGUCUUUAAUUAGAUAUGAAAGCACUGUCGAACCAGUUACUGACUUAGUAACAGGAUUACUAACAAAUGAUAGCCCUCCGAUACUGCAUUAUACCCAGGAACUGGCCAGGAAAGAAGUGCAAGUAUCAUCAUUGAGGAAAAAGACCCUGGAAUUGGAAGGGACAUUGAGAGAACAGCAGAGAGAAAUGCUUCAUAUGAAGGAACAGCAACAGGAAGAAAAUAAAACAUUGAAAGCACAUAUCACUAGACUGGAAGCGUGUAAAUCGAGAGAGGGUGCUAAUUUGGAGUAUCUGAAGAAUGUAUUUAUAAAUUAUUUAACAACAAACGAUGUGUCCAGCAAACGGCACAUGCUAAAUGCCAUCUCAACGGUAUUGCGUUUCACUCCCGAUGAGUUAAGUAAGGUCAAACAUUAAGGGUAACGUGCAACAAUUAUAUUUUUACUGUUAAUAUAUUUCUUUUUAAGUAAAAGAAAUAAAUACAUGGAUGGAUUCAGGCGCGACAUAA
This is a messenger RNA of Odontomachus brunneus, 2322 nucleotides long. Its product is annotated as D-aminoacyl-tRNA deacylase 1-like. Bases 273 to 2231 code for a protein of 652 amino acids. The transcript is spliced from 10 exons. The record is from RefSeq and is a predicted model, not a curated record. NCBI's taxonomy places the organism in Eukaryota, Metazoa, Arthropoda, Insecta, Hymenoptera, Formicidae. Gene Ontology annotation, molecular function: D-tyrosyl-tRNA(Tyr) deacylase activity. Gene Ontology annotation, biological process: tRNA metabolic process. Gene Ontology annotation, cellular component: Golgi apparatus; cytoplasm.